Mangifera indica (mango) is the source of this 693-nucleotide messenger RNA. RefSeq lists its product as uncharacterized. NCBI's taxonomy places the organism in Eukaryota, Viridiplantae, Streptophyta, Magnoliopsida, Sapindales, Anacardiaceae. The record is from RefSeq and is a predicted model, not a curated record. The transcript has a single exon. The coding region runs from base 1 to 693 and encodes 230 amino acids.
AUGAAGGAGGUCAAGAAGGAGUUUGUGGAAUACUUCAAAUCAGUCCUUAAUGGAAAUGGAUACUCUAAUGUGAACCAUGAGGAGCUUAAAAAAUUGAUCAAAUUUCGGCUUGGCCAUAAGGAUAAGGAUAUGCUCAUUAGAGAAGUUUCAGCAGUGGAGAUUAAAGAGACCAUUUUUACUAUGGAUAAUAAUAAGGCUCCAAGUCUGAAUGGAUAUAGUGCAUGUUUUUUCAAGGCAGCAUGGAGCAUAAUUAGUGAUGAUGUUGUGAAGGACAUCAAGCAUUUUUUUAAUAUGGGUCAUCUCUUAAAAGAGGUUAAUUGCACUAUGCUUGCUCUUGUUCCUAAAGUUACUAACUUUUCUCUUUAUAAAGAUUUAAGGCCUAUAGCUUGUUGCAAUACUCUAUACAAAUGCAUUACCAAAAUCAUGGCAAAUCGCCUUAAAGUUGUACUUCCUCAGUUUAUAAACAAGGCUCAAGUUGCUUUUGUGGGAGACCGAUGCAUUAGUGAGAAUAUUCUUUUGUGCCAAGAGCUUAUGCAUAACUACAAAAAGGACACUUAUGAAAAGAAAUGUGCCAUUACGAUAGAUCUCAUGAAAGCCUAUGACACCUUAAAUUGGGAUUUCUUGCUUACUGUGCUUGAUGUCAUUGAUAUGCCUCAUCGUUUCAUUGGUUGGAUAAAAGACUUGCAUCACUAG